AUGUACAAGCUAGUAAUUCUUCUCGUUCUCGGGCUCGUCAUAAUCCCAUACGUGAGAGGUGAUUUGGACGAUUCAAGAACUGCUGCAAGUGGAAGUUCAACCGCUCCUUCUACAGCUCCAGCACAAACAUCUGCUAGUAUUGUCGAUUCUACUCAAGCAGCAACUAUAGCACCAACAACGACCCGACCUGCCCCUACAACAGCCGCUCCAACAACUCAACCGCCAAUGACAACAAUCGUCACUGUUACGACACAAAAACCUGUAACAGUGCCGCCCACCGUCUCGUCCGCCGAGCCAGUUCAAACAACAAUGACCACACCAAUCGAACCUACAGGGCAAUCUGGUGCAACUGUUUCUACUACUCCAAUUAAUACCGAUGCUACCAGUACAACUAGACUCACAACCACACCACCUGCACUUUUACCUAUAUUCAAAUGUGAUUUCAAUGGACCUUGCUUUGGCGCUGGUAUCUUUGAUGUUGUUACUGGACUACAAUUUUCGCCGCCAUCUCCUCUCACAGCAGAUUCAGAACCACCACGAGGACCCAUAUCGGAUGCACUUGCCACUACCAAUCCAACAGACAACAAUGAGAAAUGUGAACUACCUUUCCGACCACAGAUCAACAAUACCACUCAAACAUCUUGGGAUAUGUGGUUUUGCUACAACGAAGCAUGUCCCACUGCCAGUUCACCAAGCGCUGCUUGUGUAUUAGGUGAAUAUGGUCUCAUUACUCUUCCUCCAUCACGAAGCAACGUGACAGUCACCGAUUCGCUCACUCCAAAUGUACCACCAAAGCCGCGAGAUGCAUCUGGUGCUCAGUGUCUUCGAUUCUACUACUAUUUCACUGUUUACGAUGGAGAAGACUGGGGUCAACAGAUUCAACUAUGGACCAGACCGAGCAAUGGUGGCGAUCGAGUUGAAGUGGGAAUAUUGACAGUCAAUGACAUGAAGGAGAAUAAGUGGACCCGUGGUCAGGUUCCGUUGGAACGCACAUCGACGAACACUGUGUUGGAAAUCGACUUUAAGAUUGUGAACGACGAUCGACCAACAAACGCUGCCAAAAAUCGAUCAGUCAACUUUGCCAUGGAUGUAGUUGAAUUAUAUGACUACAACUGUUCAUAUGUGGAAGAAGUUCUGGAUGGAGUAAUUCGUCCUGUUGCAUCAACUCCUAAGCCUGACGAACCAGAUCUAGCACUGAUUCUCGGUCUUUCUUUGGGUCUUGGUAUUCCAGUUUUGUUGCUUGCCAUUGGCGGUACGGUUUUCUUUGUGAAAAAACAAAAAGGGAAAAGUAAAGAUCGUGACGAUAUAUCAAUGGAUUCUCAUCCAAAUGCGACAAAUUACAAUGACAAUUCAUCCGAUAAUCCUUUUUCAUUUUAA
Molecule: messenger RNA, 1377 nt
Organism: Adineta ricciae
Lineage: Eukaryota; Metazoa; Rotifera; Eurotatoria; Adinetida; Adinetidae
Source: the annotation of a GenBank genome assembly